Globicephala melas (long-finned pilot whale) is the source of this 7838-nucleotide messenger RNA. It is a transcript of the gene VAPB, whose product is annotated as VAMP associated protein B and C. NCBI's taxonomy places the organism in Eukaryota, Metazoa, Chordata, Mammalia, Artiodactyla, Delphinidae. Gene Ontology annotation, molecular function: FFAT motif binding. Gene Ontology annotation, biological process: endoplasmic reticulum membrane organization. Gene Ontology annotation, cellular component: plasma membrane; endoplasmic reticulum membrane. The record is from RefSeq and is a predicted model, not a curated record.
CGUGCGCUCGCUGCGCACCGCGGCCUCGCCCUUGCCCUCCGCCCCUGCGCCUGCACCGCGUAGGCCGCCCCCCGGCGCGCACCCCUGAGGCGACCCCCGCCCGCGCCCCGGCUGGCCCCCGCCAUUCCAAAUUUAAAGGGGGCGCAGCAUUCACGCCUUCCGGCCCAGGUGACCUCUCAGGGGUCUCCCCGCCCGAGGUGUUCCGCCGCCGAGGAACAUGGCGAAGGUGGAGCAGGUCCUGAGCCUCGAGCCGCAACACGAGCUCAAAUUCCGAGGUCCCUUCACCGACGUUGUCACCACCAACCUAAAGCUUGGCAACCCGACAGACCGAAAUGUGUGUUUUAAAGUGAAGACCACGGCACCACGUAGGUACUGCGUGAGGCCCAACAGUGGGAUCAUUGAUGCAGGGGCCUCUAUUAAUGUAUCUGUGAUGUUACAGCCUUUCGAUUAUGAUCCCAAUGAGAAAAGUAAACACAAGUUUAUGGUUCAGUCUAUGUUUGCUCCAACUGACACUUCUGAUAUGGAAGCAGUAUGGAAGGAGGCAAAACCGGAAGACCUUAUGGAUUCAAAACUUAGAUGUGUGUUUGAAUUGCCAGCAGAAAAUGAUAAACCACAUGAUGUAGAAAUAAAUAAAGUUAUAUCCACAACUGCAUCAAAGACAGAAACACCAACAGUGUCUAAAGCUCUGAGUUCUUCUUUGGAUGACACUGAAGUUAAGAAGGUGAUGGAAGAAUGUAAGCGGCUGCAGAGUGAAGUUCAGAGGCUGCGGGAAGAGAACAAGCAGUUCAAGGAAGAAGAUGGACUUCGGAUGAGGAAGGCAGCGCAGAGCAACAGCCCCGUUCCCGUGUUAGCUGCGGCUGGGAAGGAGGAGGGCCUCAGCACCCGGCUACUCGCGCUGGUGGUUUUGUUCUUUAUCGUCGGUGUAAUCAUAGGGAAGAUCGCCUUGUAGAGGCAGCAGGCAAAGGAUGGUAAAUUGGAUUGAUGGCUCCGCCAUGUCAUGGGAUUUAAGUGUAUCAUAACCGCGUGUAAAAAGAAGUUAAUGUAUGAUGACAUCUCACAGGUCUUGCCUUUAAAUUACCCCUCCCUGCGCGUGUGUGCUGCCGCACGCGUGCACACACACACAUAGAACAUAAAAUAACAAUCUUUUAGAAAGUUUAACACGUAUAGUGAAUGAUCGGGGGAAAAGAAUGAUCCUUAUUAAUGACAAGGGAAACCAUGAUUAAACGAGACUGGCAUGUUGUACAUGUCAUUUUAAACACUUGUAGCCUUGGUCCAUGUUGCUAAUCACCUCUCUUCCAACACGACACUCUUCCUUGCCUGUUGGUGCUGGCCCUCGGGGAGCUGGAGCCCAGCGCGGUGGAGAGUGCAUCCCCCCCAAGGCGUCCUCCCCGCACUGCUCGCUCCCUCCGGGCUGCUCCUCCAUGUCUGCCCCGGCCAUCAGUUCCCUGGGACUGAUGGAGAGAGUCUGAGGCCGAGAAGAACGGCGCUGUGGCAGCAUCGGCUAUGCUGGGAGGUGUAUGUUGCCCGAGUGACCCAAUACUCUGGAAAUAGAAGUCAGUGAAGGCUUUGUUCUCUUAAAGGGACCAAGCUAGAUAACUAUUGGUUCAUGUCAUGAGAUUGAAUUGUUAUUCAGAGAUGUUUAAUGCAUAUUUAACUUAUUUAAUGUAUUUCAUCUCAUGUUUUCUUGUCACAAGAUUAUAAUUAACUCUGUGGCCUAAAAUCACCUGUGCUACCUAACUCUGCUGGGUGAAGCUGGCAUUGCUGCUGGAGGUUCUGGGCUGUACACACAGAUGGAGGUGCGGCUCAUUGGAACGCUGGAAAACGGCUGCCGGGAAGUGGUUUUCUGUGCAAAUAAGUAACGACUCUCGUAGGGAGGGGAGUGCUUAGUAGUGACAGUCAGCUCUAGGUCACGCUCUCUGUGGGGAAGGGCAGCCGAUCUCUGUACUGUUCUUUCUUUCUCCACUCCUCAGCCACCACUCACGCUUCAGCACACGUGCCCCAGUGUGGCCCUGACCUUCCCCGUGUGGCCCUAGCUGGGGAUCAGGGCAUGUGAGUCAGGCAGCAGAGGGGUGAGCAGAGAGGAAACCGGCUCGGUGGGGUUGGGAGGGGGUGGGAGAGAAACGUCAGAUAAUCCGUCAAGUAGUGAUCGAGAGUUUGUGAAUUAAUUUUAUGCCAUAAAAGACCAAUCCAAUUCUGUUCGACUAUGUAGCAUCUUUAAAAGAAAAAAAAAUUAAAAUAAAGCCCCCAAAUUAAGAGUUCUUUUGUCAUUUUGUCACUUGUGCUAAAUGGCGGGGGGAGGGAGACAUUAUUUUUAUCAUUAUUAUUUUGUCAUUGGAAGGUUGAUUUAAAAAUGAACCCUAUCGAUGAGAAAUAUAACAUGUUUACUGUCCAUCCUGAGAAGUCGCGGUAAACGUUGACUAGACCUCGUUCUCGACCACACACCCAUGGCGUGAAGCUAUGGAAGGCCGGCUGCCCGGUUAUAACUUACUCUCCAGUCUCUAUUCCGUGUGGACCCAGGUACUUAGGAAAAGGAGUGAGAAGACUGAGCUGGGAAGCCUGUGCUUCCUGCUGUUUUCUCCAAGUGGAGUAAAACCUAUCUGAGUGUAGGAGUUGCAACGAAUUGCUCUUCAUGUGGCUUCUAACACCUCAUGACCUUGAAAGGAGAGUGAUGGGGGGGUGCCUCAAAUAGUGCCUGGGGGUGCAGUACAGUCCCAUUCCUCUAGAGCAGGAGUUGGUAGACGUUUUCUUAAAGGAUGUUGCCGUGUGUACCAUUGAAACUUUAUUCACAAGAACAGCUGCUGGGAUUUGGCCCGUGAGGCUGGAGUUUGCUGGCGCCUGUGGUCGAGUGACCAGGUUCUCAAAAAGCGUACCUGGGACACUUGUGUCUUAGGUCUUUGGAAGUGACUAAGUGUUUCGUGUGCAUCUAGAAGGAAUUCAGCUUCUCCGAGGAUGGUGGCAUUUUGUGUGUAGCUAAAAAUCAAAAUCUAAAAUCCAAAGUUGUCUCUUAAAACUAAUCAUCCUGUGAAACCUCUUUCUGUUUUCGGGGCUAGGACUUGGUGAGCACCUGUUGAGCUUUUUGACUGAGUGGAAAAAGGGAACAUCUCCCCCCCGCCCCAGGGAGAGGAGGAGAGUGGUGAUGGGCAGAGCGGACACCAUGCCAGUGACCCUGGUCAGUGAAGUGUGUGUCAGGGAGGAGAACGUGUGUGGAGCAGGCACUGCUCUGGUUCAGGGACCAUUUUAAGAGCCACAGACACUCAAGAUCUCGAACCUGGAGAAGCACGCACUUUUUUUUUUUUAAAUUUUAUUUAUUUUUGAACGUUUUGGGUUUUCGUUGCUGCGCGCGGGCUUUUUUUAGUUGCGGCGAGCAGGGGCAACUCUUCGUUGUGGUGUGUGUGCUGCUUCUCAUUGCUGUGGCUUCUCUAGUUGCAGAGCAUGGGCUCUAGGCACGCGGGCUUCAGUAGUUAAUGGCUCGUGGGCUCAGUAGUUGUGGCGCAGGGGUUUAGUUGCUCCGUGGCAUGUGGGAUCUUCCCGGACCAGGGCUCGAACCUGUGUCCCCUGCAUUGGCAGGCGGAUUCUUAAUCACUGCGUCACCAGGGAAGUCCCAAGCAUGCACAUUUUGGGUGUCUUUUCUGGAAAAUGAGAGUAAAGCAGGUAGAUUGGAUGUGCGGUCCUGCCCCGUGGUCUGUUCUGUCCUGAGAGGGUGAGAGCCAAGUCACUGGAAUAAACUGGCUUAGAGCGAGCCAGGCUGAAGCUGGUUAGGGUGCUGGCCGGGAAGGGAGCCUGGGCGGGUGCAGUCAGGCUGCUCCGGUGCCUGCUGCCCUGGUUACUGGCUCACGGCACCUCUGAGAGUGGUGCCCUUGUUUUAGAAAUACCCACCACCGGGCUCGCAGAUACGGGAGAGAUGCAAGCAGUAACAGAGUCCUGUAAAUUUUUAUUGAUUGAAUUUAAAAAUUGGUAAUUUAAGCUCCCUCGGCACCUUACAAAAUACCUGAAAGACCAGCAGGCUAUGUUAUUUGUAGGUAUGAGGACCCGGCUUUCAUUUUUUUUCUCCUCCUAGUUUGCAUGUUUUCCUUCUCUAGUCUUCUAAACUGCUGGCACCAGUGCUAAUAAAUACUGAUAAAAUCAAAAUUGAUUUUUACCAGUGGACAGUUUAUGCCUAGAGAGACGGCUUAUACCUACAUAACACAGAAGGGGGAAAAAUGAAGAACCUCCAGUGAUCCGUGAAAACCUAAAAGCUUUCAAAGAAAUCCCAGGAACAGAAUUGCUAUUGGAAGAUACCAGUACUGGACUUGCAGGCUGUGUUGAGUCAGAUACAACUGAAUGAGGUGAUAGCCCAGAGCUAAAUAGCCGUUCAAAUUAAUUUGAAAACAAGCUGUGUGUGUGUAUAUAUAUAGCAUAUGUACCAUAUGUAAGUAGCUUAACAUUUUUCAAAUGGUGCCUAUAUUUUUUGCACACAAAAAUCUUUAUAUUUGCAAACUCAGAAUCCACACCAAAAUAGAAUGCCUUUUGUCAUCUUCAGCUCCUUCUUCAAAGAACUGGCCCAAUUACAAGUUUCUGGUUGUGGGUUGUUUGUGAAAUUCUUGAUUAAAAGAAAACAAGAAAAGAAAAACGAGCAAGGUGGGACUUGGGCUCGGAAGUCACCUUGAACACUUGAGCAACGUUUAACCUCCGAGACCUUGGCAGGUGGAGAGGCCGCUGCUCCCCCUGCUGGUGAUGGCCGUUCACUGACUCGCGUCUCGCUGGGGCCCUGGGGCGGGAGCGGCCUCUUCCUGUUGAGACAGUCGGGCUAGAGCAGGAGGAGCUUUAAGUAAUACAUGGAAUUAUCAGAGUUCCCACUCUGAGGAGGCCUGGCUCAGUGAAGCGUGGGCCGAGGUUGCUGCUGCCGAGAGAUGAGCGGGAAUGGGGUUGUAUUUAGAAAGUCCCCUGCACGGUAGACGGAAGACUCCAGCUCAGGGCACGCAGAUCCGAUAAGACCCGAAAGGGCGGCUUGGGACCACGUGUGCCCCACGAGAAGCGAGGUCCCUCAGGGUUCCUGGCCCGAUUGGGUUUGGAGAAAACUUAUUAGUCUUUUUAAAAGCCUUCCUCAGCCAGAGCUGCUUUGACAGUAACCUCUUAGAGAAAGUCGCUGUUGUUAGGACGCCCUCCCACCCCGUGCAGAGCAUCCGAUAGGUUCACUCACUGGCUUAAUGCUCACGACGACUGUGAUGGGGAUGGGGGCGUGAGGGCUCUAGUUUUGCACGUGGGAAAUGCAGCCUCCGGGAGGUUAAACGGGGCGGCUUGUUAGUACCUCUCAUUUGGAAUGAAGUCAGUCUCUGGCAAGCCUGCUGCGAGGGCCUAAAUCGCCAGGACGCUGUUUCAACCACAAAAACCAGUCAGAGGAGCGGCGAGAAAGGCCUCGGUGAAUUCACAGGGGCUGAUCUCAGCAGCACUGAUCUUCGUCCACCUUCCAGGUGUUUGCCUUCGUCCCUUCUGCAGUGAUUUUAAAGAUAAAGUAGACAGAAUCAGGACUCUCCUUCAGAUGCUUUGUAUUUUGCUUUUUGAAACUAAGCACACUUCAGGCAGUGAAGAAAUGUAUGUUUUCCAUUUUCUCACUGCCUGAAGAUCUCUGCAUGAUGCUCCUGGGGAAUGAGUUUGGGGGCUUGAGAAAGAAAAUUACUAGCUUGUCUCAGCGAGGUGAUAAUGAGAAGGCUUUCCAGGGAGGCUUUACGAAACUUGUGAAUUAAAUGGGAAGCGAAGGCAGUUCAUUAAAAUUGGUGUCACAGAAGUGGCCUGCUGAGGUUCACAGCAGCCGAGCCGCUGGUCUCAGCCCUCUCCCCCGAGUUAGCGCUGUGCUUCUCCGGGAAAUCACCGGAGGGAGCCAGUAAUAGCAGACCCCGAUGAGGCACAUCGGCGGACAGGCAGACUGGACAGGCUGUGAACGUGGAUCUCCAGCGAGAUUCACAGACCCUUUUCCUCCUGCGUCUGAAUCUCACCAGCCGCGUACUUAGCACGCAAGGCUUGGCCUCCAGGACCAGGAGUUGGGGUACACAAGGCCCUACACCCCCGUGCCGACGACACAGACCCCACUCUUGUUAGCUACGGCCCCGCCACUGAAAAGCGAGGUGUCCUUCUCAUUGUCAUCACAGAGGUAUUCUGAAACAUUUAGAAGACGUGAGCACACACACACAGUUGUGUGUAAGAGUUAAAAGUGAAACCAGUAGAGGUGGAUGAGAAGUUGUCUCAGUAUAAUUACUUCAGGUUUUCUUCUUAGUGCAAAUAAUCAUCAGAAAAUGCCUGCAUCCAAUCAGUAGGGAAGGAAAAAAGAACUAGCAACAAGGAUACAGCUGUUAUCUAACAUGCCAUAUAUAUUUGCAAUUAUGAUACCUUGGAAUGUUGCCACAAUAUGGAUUGCUUUGAUUAAAAGAUGUCAGUUGAAUAAAACAGUACCGUGGGAUAAUAGUUUUCUGCUGCUAAGUAAAUGCUAAUGUUUGUUUUUAAACCAGGAAACAUUGAUCCUGUGACAAUACCGUAUUACAGUUACUUUCUUAUACCGCAGGGUUGAUGUGUAUUUAAUCAUCUGGCUCAGGGUGGGUGGGUGCAGGGCUGAUGCUCGCUCCCCCGUCCUGCUCACCUCUGCAUCCUGAACGGCAGGAGCUCCGCCCGGCUCCCGCAGGUGCAGCUGCGGCCCCGGAGGGUUUCGUCUCACUGAUAGCCAGCGCCGAGUCUGGCCGAAACAGAACAGGUUACUUUUUGUUCGUUUGUUUCCUUCAGCAACUGCCAACUAGGGGAGACAAAUCAGAUACCUUAACCCGAUUUCAUUAAGGCUUAGUGCUAACAAGAAUGCAUAGCUUUUUGUGAUUGAGGAUGAUAAAUUAGCAUGCAUGUUUCUCACAUCAGCUCGAUGGUUUUCCAUGUAAUACGAAGAGGUCUGGUUCUUUUUAUGAACUGGCUGCCUGCAUUCCCAUCUGUCUUUUGUAUUUUAUUUAUUUUUUAAUUUUUAUUAUUUUUUUUGCGGUACGCGGGCCUCUCACUGUUGCGGCCUCUCCCGUUGCGGAGCACAGGCUCAGCGGCCAUGGCUCACGGGCCCAGCCGCUCCGCGGCAUGUGGGAUCCUGCCGGACCUGGGCACGAACCCGUGUCCCCUGCAUCGGCAGGCGGACUCUCAACCACUGCGCCACCAGGGAAGCCCUGUCUUUUGUAUUUUAGAAGUAACUUAAAUUCAGCUGUUAACCUCUAGUGCAGCAUUCAUUUAAAAAUACUUCUUUCCCCUUGAUAAUUUUCUUUGGAUUCAAAGGUCAGAGUUUACUGUCUGUCCUACUGAGACCAUGUGUAUGUACAAGAACUGCUGCUUGCUUUUCACCACUCCCUCAUUCAGCAAACGUUGAUCAAUUUACCUUCUCUGUGUCUGAUCCCGAAUGAGAUGCUGGGAAAUUACUCAGUGGGAAAGAGUGUGUUUUUGUGUUUUUCAUUCGUAAGCAGCCUCAGUAAGGUGCCUCACGCUCCUACCUAGAAAAACGCAAAAUACAUUUGGUUCUCUUUUCUCUUGCUAGUGUUUCGUGUUUUUUUUAAAGACAGUUACCCCUGUUUUGACAUGGAAUUCCUUUAAAAAGCUGGUGUAGGAAAGGACUCUUUACCAUCGUACGUGUUGGUUAUCUGAUGUGUAAUGAAUUCACGGUUUUAUGGCUGAUUUUCUGUUCUCCGGAGGGAAGGAGGUGUAUUCCUGCAGCGGCCAGCUCGAGAGAGCCGUUCACAGCAUGUUCUCACAUGUUCCGUGUCAGCCUGAUGAAACCUGCCCUGCUGAGGCAUGAACUUCUGUACUAGCCAUCUCCAUAUUAUGUUCAAUAAAUUCUGUGCUCUGAA